AUGGCCUCAACACAACCAGAAGCUGAUGUCGAUGAACCAAAUCAAACGGCUAGCGAUGUAGAGAUCGACCACGGGUAUGACAGCGAGGACUCGGGUUUUGAGCAAGAUUCCGUCUUGACACAAUCGGUUCGGUCAAGCAUAUACCAAUACAAGGUUGAGAAUGGCCGGACAUACCAUGCAUAUAAAGAAGGCCAAUAUUUCAUGCCAAACGACUUAGCCGAGCACGAGCGCCUGGAAUUGCAACACCGUGCAAUGUUUCUUGCCGCUGGUGCCGAGCUCUUCUAUGCACCUGUCACACAGCUUCAGCAUGUCCUGGAUCUAGGCACAGGCAUUGGAACAUGGGCCAUCGAUGUGGCCGACGCGCACCCCGAGGCCAUCGUGACAGGCGUAGACCUGAGUCCUAUUCAACCCUCGAUCGGUCCACCAAAUGUCAGAUGGGAGAUUGAUGAUGUCGAGGACGAUUGGACAUGGCCCCUAGACCACUUUGAUUUGAUAUACAGCCAAUUCAUGCUCAGCGGAAGCAUCGCCGAUUUUCAAAAGUAUUUUCAACAGGCUUUUAGACACUGCAGGCCAGGUGGCUACUUUGAGCUCCACGACCUGGCCACGUACCUACGAAGCGACCAUGCUCCGAUUAGUCCAGAGAGUGUCGUCGACGAGUGGUGUCGCCUCAUGCGACAAGGCAUCACCGGCAUGGGGCGCAGGCUUGACCUAAACUUUGAAGAACUCGGGGAUCUAAUGCGAAAAGUUGGCUUUGUCGACGUGGUUGUCCGGCCGUUCAAGAUCCCUAUAGGUCGAUGGCCAUCUGAUAAAAGGAUGAAGGAAGCAGGACUGUUUCAACUGUCCGCGAUGUUGAAUGGCGUCGAAGCAUUGACCCUCGCCGUCUUUACGCGCUGCUUGGGCUGGGAGGCAGAACGUGUUCAAGUAUUCCUAGCUGGUGUGAGGAAAGAGUUUAAAGCCACGAAACGCUAUACCUACUGGCCAUGCGCCGUCAUUUACGGCAGGAAGCCUGGACCGGUGCCCGUACUAGGCGAUGCACCGUAA
Molecule: messenger RNA, 1041 nt
Organism: Cladophialophora psammophila CBS 110553
Lineage: Eukaryota; Fungi; Ascomycota; Eurotiomycetes; Chaetothyriales; Herpotrichiellaceae
Exons: 4
Coding region: 1-1041 (346 amino acids)
Molecular function (GO): methyltransferase activity
Source: RefSeq, a predicted model, not a curated record